This is a messenger RNA of Spirodela intermedia, 1095 nucleotides long. The record is from the annotation of a GenBank genome assembly. NCBI's taxonomy places the organism in Eukaryota, Viridiplantae, Streptophyta, Magnoliopsida, Alismatales, Araceae.
AUGGACUGCGCAAACCUACCCGACGAAAUCUGCAGCGAGAUCCUCUCGUGGCUGCCGGCGAAGCAGGUGGCCAGAUGCCGGAGCCUCUGCAAGGGCUUCCACGCCGCCACCCUGAGCCUGUCCUUCGACCUCCGGCAGGCUCGCCGCGCGCAGGGUGACGCCGGCGUCUUCCUGCGCGGCUAUUUCGGGCGGUCCCAGCUGGUGUUUACGGACCAGAGCUCCGGCGUGCCCCCCGAGUCGGUCCAGUUGCUGAGCGACCGCAAUAAGACGAUUCUCGGGUCCGACGGCGGGCUGGUCGUCCUGCUCGAGGAUGGGCAGGAGGGCCCGGCCUCCUCGAGGCUAUUGCUCUACAAUCCCGCCCGGCGGACGUCGUUGCCCCUGGGGCUGCCAGGCGACGCGAAGAUCCUCAACAACAUGAGCGCCGGCGCCGCCGUCCUCGGCGACGGCGUCGACGUGGACGUGGUCUGCGUCACCCCGACCGACUACUGGAGCUCAUUCCUGGAGUGCUGGCUCUACUCUUCGUUGGAGCGGAGGUGGAAGCUGGUGAGCGACAACGUCUUCGUAGGCCCAAGAAACAUCAAGGUCGGCCACCCCGUCGUCGCGUCCAACGGGCUCAUCUACUUCGCCUCAACCUGCGGGGGAUACAUCAGCCAACACCCCCCCUACAUCGUUGCCGUCGACGUCAGAGUCGGGAGCUCCAAGAUCCUAUCGCUGCCGGAGAAGGCUGUCCUCGCUUCGGACGACGGCGACAUAGAGAUCGCAGGCUCCGGCAGCGGCUCUCUCCUCAGCCUGGUCGUCUACAACGGGGCAUCCGAGUUCACCAUCUGGGACAUGAAGGACCCCGAGCGGUGGGUGUGGGAGGAGCGGGCCCUCCAGGUGAGCAUGGCCUCCAUGGGGCUUGAGCCGAGGCCCGUCGGAGGGUUCUCUCUGGUCAAUGGUGACAUCCUCGUCUUCACGGCGGAGGAGUACGUCUACGUCUACGACAUGCACAGCGGCGAAGGCCCGAGGUUGAUCAGUUGCACACCUGGGUGCGGUUCCCACAUCUGUUCGUACGCCAACACCCUCCGACCAUGCGGGAGAUCAGAGCAGGGCUGA